AUGCAUGAUGUGAUCCGUGACAUGACUUUAUGGAUAGCAUGUGAAUGUGAAGCACCCGAGAAUAGAUUUUUUGUAAAAACAGGGAUAAGAUCAAUUAAGGCACUUGAUGUUGAAAAUUGGAAAGGUGUAAGAAUGUCAUUGAUGUACAGUCAAAUUAAAAAGUUACGAGGAACACCUACAUGCCCUAAUCUUCAAACUUUAUUUCUCAAUGGUAAUAGAUUGGAGGUAAUUAGUGAUGGUUUCUUCCAAUUUAUGCGCAACCUGAGAGUUCUAAACUUGUCAUCGAACCAAUAUCUCUAUGAGUUGCCACAGGGAAUUUCAGAACUGGUUUCACUAGAGUGCCUUGAUCUACGAUGGACAUGCAUAAUUGAGUUGCCAAUUCAGCUGAAUAAGUUGUCAAAACUGAAAUAUUUGGACUUGAUGAGGACCUACCGUCUCAUUAAAAUCCCACGAGAAUUGAUAUGUAAAUUUUCAAAGUUGCAAAUAUUCAAAAUUUUUUCAGACAGUAUUUGCAGGACUGAUAUAAACAGUUUAAUAGAGGAAUUGAAAUGCUUACAACAUUUGAACGUGCUGUGGAUAGAAAUACGCACUGAUUUUGCUCUUGAAAGCCUUUUGAGUUGCCACCACUUAAGAGGAUGCACUGAGGGACUAUGCCUUGGAGGUUGGACGGGGACAAAGGUAUUGAGUGUUUUGUUUUUAGAAAAUAUGGAGCGUUUAGAGAACCUAGAAAUUACGGAGUGUGGUAGCAUAGAAGAGAUGGUAACAAGGAAUAUAGAGAAGGAAUUAAGGGAAAGAAGAAUGAUACAAACCUCCUCGCUCUCUCCCACUAAUAGUAAUACUAUCACUCCUCGCUUUCAUGCACUGAGCAAGAUUUCAAUAUUCAAUUGUCCCAAGUUGAGGAACCUGACAUGGCUUAUUUUUGCCCCAAAUCUAACGCAGCUUAAGGUAGGUUUGUGCCUAAGAAUGGAAGAAAUAAUAAGUGAAGUGAGUGAAGUUGCAAAUGUGGUUGGAAUUUCGAAUCCAAGCCCAUUUGCUAAGCUAGAAUGGCUUCAUUUACAAAUUCUAUUUGAUUUGAAGAGCAUAUACUGGGAUACCCUACCCUUCCCAUGCUUGACAGAUAUCAUAGUAUUGAAUUGCCCAGAACUGAAGAAGCUUCCACUCAAUUGUGACAGUGCAAAGGGAAAUCAAAUCAGCAUUGUCGGAAGUGAAGAUUGGUGGAAAGAGGUUCAAUGGAAGGAUGAAGUCACUCGAUCUACUUUUUUGCCUUCUUUCAAACUUCCAUCACGAGGGAAAGAGCUAGACUGGAAGGAUGAAGCCAAUCUAAAUGCUUUCAACAUCCUAUUCUAA
Messenger RNA from Theobroma cacao (cacao), 1347 nucleotides. The record is from RefSeq and is a predicted model, not a curated record. NCBI's taxonomy places the organism in Eukaryota, Viridiplantae, Streptophyta, Magnoliopsida, Malvales, Malvaceae.